Jaculus jaculus (lesser Egyptian jerboa) is the source of this 5050-nucleotide messenger RNA. It is a transcript of the gene Tmtc2, whose product is annotated as transmembrane O-mannosyltransferase targeting cadherins 2. Lineage: Eukaryota; Metazoa; Chordata; Mammalia; Rodentia; Dipodidae. The transcript is spliced from 12 exons. Gene Ontology annotation, biological process: protein O-linked glycosylation via mannose. Gene Ontology annotation, molecular function: mannosyltransferase activity; protein binding. Gene Ontology annotation, cellular component: endoplasmic reticulum membrane. Bases 101 to 2611 code for a protein of 836 amino acids. The record is from RefSeq and is a predicted model, not a curated record.
GUGCAGCCGGGAGGAGCAGGCGGCGGAAGGUGGGGAUUGAUGCUUCUGUGUUUUGUUGCCCUCGCGCCGGGAGCCGAGCCGGAGGGAAGGCGGAGGAGAGAUGAUGGCAGAGUUGGUGAGCAGCGCUCUGGGGCUCGCCUUGUAUCUCAACACCCUGAGUGCGGAUUUCUGCUACGAUGACAGCCGUGCUAUCAAGACCAACCAGGACCUUCUCCCGGAGACUCCAUGGACACAUAUUUUCUACAAUGACUUUUGGGGUACACUUCUGACUCACAGUGGCAGCCACAAAUCCUACCGGCCACUCUGCACUCUUUCUUUUCGACUGAACCAUGCCAUUGGAGGGUUGAACCCCUGGAGUUACCAUCUGGUUAAUGUCCUAUUGCAUGCAGCAGUCACUGGACUCUUCACAAGCUUCUCCAAGAUCCUCCUAGGGGAUGGAUACUGGACCUUCAUGGCUGGCUUGAUGUUCGCCUCUCACCCCAUCCACACUGAGGCAGUAGCUGGCAUUGUCGGAAGGGCCGACAUUGGGGCCAGUCUCUUCUUUCUCCUCUCCUUGCUCUGCUACAUCAAGCACUGUUCUACAAGAGGCUGCUCUGCCAGGACUUGGGGCUGGUUCCUGGGCACGGGGCUGUGUGCUGGGUGCAGCAUGCUGUGGAAGGAACAAGGAGUGACUGUUCUCGCAGUUUCAGCCAUUUAUGAUGUCUUUGUCGUUCACAGGCUGAAAAUGAAACAGAUCUUACCUACCAUUUACAAAAGGAAGAACUUAUCUCUUUUCCUCAGCAUCAGCUUGCUAACUUUCUGGGGGACCUCCCUUUUGGGGGCCCGGUUAUACUGGAUGGGAAACAAACCACCAAGCUUUUCCAACUCAGACAAUCCAGCAGCUGACUCGGACAGCCUCUUGGCUCGCACGCUCACCUUCUGCUAUCUGCCCACCAAGAACCUCUGGCUAUUGCUCUGCCCAGAUACUCUCAGCUUUGACUGGUCAAUGGAUGCUGUGCCUCUGCUCAAAACCAUCUGUGAUUGGAGAAACCUACACACUGUGGCCUUCUAUACUGGACUCCUCUUCCUUGCCUACUAUGGUUUGAAGAGCCCAAGCACAGACAGAGAAUACAAUGGGAAAGCCGUCACAAAUGGCAAACAGAAUGCUAACGGCCAUAGCUGCCAUACAGAUGUGGAGUACGGGAACUCCGAGAUUAAGCCCAACUUUGCAUCCAAAGUAGAAAAUGGCAUUAAAAACACAGUGUCACCAAGAACGCAGCUCCCUUCUACAGAGAACAUUGUUGUUCUGUCCUUAUCUUUGCUGAUAAUACCCUUUAUUCCUGCUACGAACCUGUUUUUCUAUGUCGGCUUUGUAAUUGCCGAGCGAGUAUUAUAUAUUCCUAGCAUGGGCUUCUGUCUCUUGAUUACAGUGGGUGCCAGAGCCCUGUAUGUCAAAGUCCAAAAACGCUUUCUCAAGACCUUGAUUUUCUAUGCUACAGCCACAUUAAUUGUUUUCUAUGGACUGAAAACUGUGAUCAGGAACAGAGACUGGCAGAAUGAAGAAAUGCUCUAUAGGUCAGGGAUAAAAGUGAACCCAGCAAAAGCAUGGGGUAACCUUGGAAAUGUUCUGAAGAGUCAGAGCAAAAUUUCUGAAGCUGAAAGCGCCUACAGAAAUGCUUUGUACUAUCGCAGCAACAUGGCCGACAUGCUUUAUAACCUAGGGUUACUACUACAGGAGAAUAGCAGGUUUGCAGAAGCACUGCAUUACUAUAAACUGGCUGUGGGGAGUAGACCUACUUUGGCUUCUGCAUAUUUAAAUACUGGCAUUAUUUUAAUGAACCAAGGGAAGACAGAAGAAGCCCGACGUACAUUCCUAAGAUGUUCUGAGAUUCCAGAUGAAAACCUGAAGGACCCUCAUGCACAUAAGAGCUCGGUCACCAGCUGUCUGUACAACCUGGGGAAACUCUAUCACGAGCAGGGACGCUAUGAGGAAGCCCUGAGUGUAUACAAGGAAGCAAUUCAGAAAAUGCCACGGCAGUUUGCACCACAGAGCUUGUAUAACAUGAUGGGUGAAGCAUAUAUGCGACUCAGCAAACUGCCCCAAGCAGAGCAUUGGUACAUGGAGUCCCUGAGGUCCAAGACUGACCACAUCCCUGCUCAUCUCACCUAUGGGAAACUACUAGCUCUAACGGGUCGUAAGAGUGAGGCUGAAAAGUUCUUCUUGAAGGCCAUUGAGCUGGAUCCUACCAAAGGAAACUGUUACAUGCAUUAUGGUCAGUUUCUUCUAGAAGAAGCCCGCCUCCUAGAAGCAGCCGAGAUGGCUAAAAAAGCAGCUGAGCUAGACAGUACAGAGUUUGAUGUGGUCUUCAAUGCUGCACACAUGCUCAGACAGGCCAGCCUCAAUGAAGCAGCUGAGAAGUAUUAUGACCUGGCAGCCAGGCUGAGGCCUAAUUACCCUGCGGCCCUGAUGAACCUGGGGGCCAUUCUGCAUCUCAAUGGCCGGCUCCAGAAGGCUGAAGCCAACUACCUUCGUGCUCUGCAGCUCAAGCCCGACGAUGGCAUCACUCAGUCCAACCUCCGUAAACUAUGGAACAUCAUGGAAAAGCAGGGCUUAAAGACGUCCAAGACCUGACAGAGGGGGCUCGAACCUGUUCUCCUCUGCUGUUGAAACCCUGGCUUCGUGAAAAGCAGAACUUUUCUGACAGUGCCACAGUCAAAGCUCACUUUGGACUGCAGGCCCAGGGCAGAGGUCACUGCCUCUUCUGGGGGCGUCCACUUUGCUCUUGGCACAGCUGUCAACACCAAAAAGGGGAGCAUGGGCAGCACUCCCUCCCAGGAUGUAAUUGCUGCCCAUAGACUGCAAACCAGAGCACUUAAGACGGACCUUUUAGCAUUCUUAACAGGGAGGAGGGUGUCUAAGUUACAGAUUUUGUUCAUUUUUCUUUUUGAAAGCUAAUUUGAAAUCUUAUUCCUUUAACACUGUGAGAGGAAGUCAGAGCAGCCACCCAGCCACGGUGAACUCAAGGUGAAGUGUUAACAGGGAGCGAGUCAGGCAUUGUGUGAAUCCCAGUGAGCCAUGGGUUGUCCUAACGCUGCUGUCUUCUCUCUUUGGGACAGCCUGCUUAUCAAUUUCUGAAGCGUAGAAAACUUCUGUCAAGUCUUGUGCCAGGAUCUGUGAGAACCUGCAGCUGUUUCUUGACUAGUACACUUAAGUGUUUCAUGAUUUGGGUGUCGCAGGAUUCACUCUUGAAAAUGAUUUGCCUUUCAUAUUCCAAAAAGAAUGUGUAGCAGGGAGCUAACUAUACUUCAUGCUGGCAUUGUUCCGGCUGGGGAGGCGUUGUGUGUUGUCACAUACGCAUUUUUUUUUUUAUUUUAAUGUUGUCAAUAUUUCUCCUAGAACUUCCCAUUAGAAGUCAUAAUUUUAAUUCUUUCGAAAUUUCCAUUUAACAUAGUAAUUCUUGAUUAAUGUAGCUGCUUACAUAAGGCAAAAGCAACAGAAAGUUUCUAAGUGUUCCAGUUUAGAUAACUAACUGACACAAAAGGGGAGACCUGUGUGCUCCCAGAUCAUAGCAGUGGGAACAAGCCCAUGCAAAGGACAGCAUGAUGUUAGCUUCCAAUGGGUUUAUGUUUGGAAAGAACUGGUGUGAAAUGCUAAUCAGCUUCUAUGUCACCUAAACAGCAGUACAGAUAAAUCAAGGACUUAUGUUUUGGUCUUCCUGCCAAGAUGUCAAAAAUAAUUUACUUUAGACUGUAGCCUUAGCCUGGAUAUGUCUAGGUCUUCUGCCAGUUACUUUUCCUCAGCUCAAGACUAUGUUUCACUAGCAAAUUGAGGAUCUUAUUCCAUUACCUGUUAUGAACCAUGAGUAAAAGAUUAUAGAUGAAGUACUGAAAACAAAACAAAACAUUUUGGGGGGCUUGGCCACAAACUUUGGUACUAAAUUUUAAUUUUGUAAAAUAUCAAUCUAUUAUCAACUCCCUUAUAGAGAAAUUAGAUAUUUUAAACCUUACAUAUUUAUUUAUUUAUUACCCUACCUAGCAGAAUAACAAGAAAAAAACCCUUGAGUCAUUAAGUCAGUUAUGGCUUUCCCUUCCCUUUAACACUCCAUGUAUAUAUAUAUAUGAUGAACGUUUCCAUUAAAGAGAAGCUGGACAUACAAUCACAAAUACUCCAUAUUAUGUUUUCAUCAUGUAUUGUAUGCUGUGUUAUAUGCUGAAUACAGUGGGAUAAAGAAUUUAAAGUAGUGUUUCUAUUGCAUUAGUCUCUUUGUGAGGACAGAUGUAGUGAGAGAGAUUUUCUGAUGGAACUAAUAAGAAGGCUUUCCUAUAAUAUGUAUAGUAUUUUGUAAACAUUUCACUCAAGGGCCAAAAGUUAAGUUAUAACUAAAUCACUGUGUUUUCAGAAUAAUAUUUAACAACAAUAAACCCAUGGUAAACCAGAAUAGUGGGUUGAAGUAUAAAAGUAUAAAGUUCAUGAAGUAUGAACUUUUCAUGUUCUAACACAUUGGCAAUUGCAACAAAGGAAUCUAAUAUAAGGCUAUAAGGAUAAGUUCAAUGUCUAACAUGUUUAUUUAUUUAAAUAGUUAAUGUUGUGAGGACUUCCUAAUCUUUGCAUUUAUGUCUUUGCUGAUACUGCUCUUCUUGCCCAACACUUGCUUCUUAAUAGGUUCACUGAAUGCACAGUAGAGGCACCUCACGGGACUCGCUUCCCAAGCAUCAUAAAGAAUUGGGCCUGCGUCAUAAAACGCAUGGAUUUUUAAUAACUAAAUGACCCUGACACAUUUCACUAUAGGGCUGGACUUAGUAACUGACCACCUCUGGGGAGGGGUAAAGGGUGGGGGAGGUUUAGAACAUGAUCAAAAAUGUCUCUGCUCAGGGAUUUAUGGUGGAUCAUUGCAGACAGUGCUAAAAAUAUAGAGCACAAGACAAGUUUACUAAAUUAAAAUUUUAUUUUUUGAGAAACUUAUUUGUAUAAAUUAUCAAGAUUUGUAGGCUUUCCUUUUGUAGAAAUAAUUGUUUUAUGUGCCAGAGAAUUUCAAUUUUGUUUUGAACAAUAAAGCAUUGAUAAAAAAUA